AUGUCCCCCACAGAAGACGACGACUUCAUCCUAGUCUCCCACGCGGACACCCACCCAUACCCCUUCACGGGGCCCUCCUCUCCGGAGUACCUGGACGAGAUCUCCGCCAUCGUCGCGGACCUCGCCGAGAGCCUCUGGCCCGUCAACAAGAAGAUCCACGACAACCCGGAGCUCGGCUACCGCGAGUUCAUUGCUCACGAAACGCUCACAACCUUCAUGCGGGCUCAGCCUGGCUGGAAGGUCACGCCCUCGGCGUACGGCAUGGAGACGGCGUGGGUCGCCGUGUGGGAUAGCGGGAAGAAGGGGCCUGUGGUCUCGUUCAACGCCGAGAUGGACUGCCUCCCUGGCAUCGGUCACGCCUGCGGCCACAACCUCAUCGCAACAGCCUCUCUCACGGGCGCCCUCGCCACCGCGAUCCUCCUCUCGCGCCACCGUCUCCCCGGUAAGGUCGUCCUGUUCGGCACCCCCGCCGAAGAAGGCGGCGGCGGCAAGAUUCGCCUCCUCAAAGCCGGCGCCUACGCCCAGCACGCCGUCGACCUCAACCUCAUCUCCCACCCGGGCAUCGUCGCCGACACGUCACUGAUGCGCACCUCGGCCUACUCGUCCUUCCGCGUCGAAUUCUUCGGUCUCGAGGCCCACGCCGCCGCGAACCCCUGGCUCGGCAUCAACGCCCUCGACGCCCUCAUCACAUCGUACAACGCCAUCUCUGUGCUGCGUCAGCAGACGAUGCCGGGCGACGUCAUACAGGGCAACAUUACCCACGGCGGGACGCGGCCGAAUAUUAUCCACGCCUAUGCGGCGGGGCUGUUCGUCGUGCGCGCCAACACGCAGGCCCGCCUCAAGGAGCUCAAAGCAAAAGUAGAGAAGUGCUUCGCCGCGGGCGCCGAGGCCACCGGCGCGAAGCUGCAGAUCACGCAGACUGGGAGUUACAUGGACCACGUGCCCAACCGCGUCCUGGGGCGCUCUUACACGCGGUACUUCAACGCGCUCACGUCCCCCGGCGAGAGCGGAAUCCCCCUGGACGAGGACAUUGAUGAGAUCCGCGGGCGGUCGAUGGCGAGCACGGAUCAGGGGGACGUGAGCUACGCAAUGCCGAGCUUGAGCGUAGGGUUCGCGAUCCCGGCGGGAAAGACGGGGCAGGGGCCGCAUAACCCCGAGUUCGCGGAGGCGGCGGGGACGAGGGUGGCGUUCGAGAGGUGUCUGAGGGUGGGUAAGGGGUUGGCCGGGGUGGCGAUGGAUGUCUUUACUAAGGAGGGCAUGUUGAAGGAGGUUAAGAGGGCUUGGAGGAAGGAUAUGGGGAAAUAA
Messenger RNA from Colletotrichum spaethianum, 1305 nucleotides. Its product is annotated as peptidase M20 domain-containing protein 2. The transcript has 2 exons. The record is from RefSeq and is a predicted model, not a curated record. Lineage: Eukaryota; Fungi; Ascomycota; Sordariomycetes; Glomerellales; Glomerellaceae. Gene Ontology annotation, molecular function: dipeptidase activity. Bases 1 to 1305 code for a protein of 434 amino acids.